Ceratitis capitata (Mediterranean fruit fly) is the source of this 1425-nucleotide messenger RNA. Its product is annotated as dual specificity phosphatase DUPD1. The record is from RefSeq and is a predicted model, not a curated record. Gene Ontology annotation, molecular function: MAP kinase phosphatase activity; protein tyrosine/serine/threonine phosphatase activity. The coding region runs from base 366 to 1085 and encodes 239 amino acids. Gene Ontology annotation, biological process: protein dephosphorylation; negative regulation of MAPK cascade. NCBI's taxonomy places the organism in Eukaryota, Metazoa, Arthropoda, Insecta, Diptera, Tephritidae. The transcript has 6 exons. Gene Ontology annotation, cellular component: cytoplasm.
CUAUUGUGCAAUUUAGUAUCUAAAAGAACAUCACACGAGAUUGACCAAGAAGAGUAAUAAGUUCCAAAACGGAUUUAGAGUUUUAAAACUAAUUUCGAAUUCAUUAUCUUUGUGAAAAAAUUUUACGCGACUCAUUUACGUCUUACUACCCAUUAAAAGUAUUUACUUACAUAUACAUAUACAUAUGUGUGUAUAUAUGUAUGUAAAAAAUUGCUGCAAAAAAAUUUAAAACGCAAAAGCACGAGAAAAAUUGUUGUGUUUAUAAAUGAAAAUAGAAAAUACGUGCAAGUCAAAUAAGAUCGUGCUAUAACAAACAUUGUUUUCAUUAUAUUUAAAGAUUGAAGGAAAAUAUCAAAUAAAUCAAAAUGUCUUGGAGAUAUACGCCUUCCACUGACAGGUACAGCACCUAUAUAGGGGAGAGAUACAGUCCAUUAUAUUAUCAGGUAUAUCCGCCGAGUCGAUUGGAGUCAACAAGCUCAGACCAAACUACCGGCCGCCAAUUACAAAGAGUUCUUCAUUACUCGGUUGCACCAUGUAGAAGUUUCCCCGGUCUGCGAAGGACAGAAUGUUCUUUUCAUGAAGUUGAUUGUGAUGAGGUGUAUCCUGGUAUUUUCAUUGGUGAUGUAGCUUCAGCAAAAAACAAAUCAUUUCUACGAAUGAUGGGUAUUACACAUGUCUUAAAUGCUGCGGAGGGUUGUCGUUACGGCCAAGUGGACACUGGACACAGUUAUUACCGCGACAUGCCCAGCAUAAGAAGAAACAACAAAGAUACUUUUUUCAGGUAUAUGGGAUUCCCAAUGGUUGAUGCCCCUACCACAGAUAUUUCCCGAUAUUUUUAUGUGGCGGCAAAAUUCAUAGACAGCGCUAUUAGCAGUGGAGGUAAAAUUCUUGUGCAUUGCUUGGUGGGAAUGUCUAGGUCUGCUACAUGUGUAUUGGCAUACCUGAUGAUUUGCCGCAAAAUGUCCGCUGCAGAUGCGAUACGGAAGGUGCGUAUGCGACGUGAGAUUCGACCAAACGAAGGAUUUUUACAACAAUUAGCCGACCUGGACGUGGAACUUAAACGAAAAAAUCUCUAUCCCUAUUGAAAUAAUUGAGUUGUUAUGACAACGUUGUUAAAACAUUUAGUACAACUAACUUUGGAAUUUACUUACUAAAAAUAUUAACAAAACUGAAAUGUACAUACUUAUAAUAAUGUAAUAAUACAAAGCUUACUGCUAGUCAGUACAUCUAAAGUCUUAUGAUAUCAAAUCAGGUACAGAUGAUUUUUUUAAUUUGAGUUAUAUCGAAUUAGGUUUACAAAUAAGUCAUAUAUGUUUAUGUAUGUAUAUAUAUGUAAGUGAUAAAUAAGUACUGUCAACGAAUAUUAUAAAAAAGGACCGAACAGUGAACAACAUUAAUAAAGAAAUGUUAAUUAGAAAAACUUAA